AUGAUUUCCAUUGGGGUUGAUUUUGGUAAUAGCUUGAACGAGAACAUUGCCCUUAGGCUCCUGCAUUGGAACACUUGGGCCCAGGCACCUCACUGGGGUUGGAGGAACUGGUCCCUCAAUGUAAACCAUUAUGCCAACAAGAAAAGGGCCACAGAGAGCAAGCUAGCCAUCACAUUGCUUAUGACCAACACAACUCAUCUGAAGGCCAUGGUGGAGCAAGGUCAUUACUUCACCUUCUUUGUGUCCCUGGUGGUCCUUGUUUUCUUCUCUCUUGUGCUGAAGAUUGGAGUGGGCAUGCUGCUUAUCUUCCUGGUCAAGUAUGACCAUAACAACCUGGCCAAGGAUGCCAAGCUGGACUUCCUUAACAAGCAGGUCACGGGACUGGUAUUCAUCAUCAUGGUGGUCAACAUUUUCAUUAUGGACUUUGAAGUCCAGAAGCCUGUAAUGGACAGGGCACCCCAGCAGUAG
Messenger RNA from Acomys russatus (golden spiny mouse), 468 nucleotides. RefSeq names its product ninjurin-1-like. The coding region runs from base 1 to 468 and encodes 155 amino acids. Gene Ontology annotation, cellular component: membrane. The record is from RefSeq and is a predicted model, not a curated record. Lineage: Eukaryota; Metazoa; Chordata; Mammalia; Rodentia; Muridae. Gene Ontology annotation, biological process: tissue regeneration; cell adhesion. The transcript has 2 exons.